Lathyrus oleraceus (garden pea) is the source of this 789-nucleotide messenger RNA. RefSeq lists its product as uncharacterized. NCBI's taxonomy places the organism in Eukaryota, Viridiplantae, Streptophyta, Magnoliopsida, Fabales, Fabaceae. The record is from RefSeq and is a predicted model, not a curated record. The transcript is spliced from 3 exons. The coding region runs from base 1 to 789 and encodes 262 amino acids.
AUGGUGACAACUGAGAAGUCCAUAGCAACACUUUCGGACAUGGAAAAAUCUGGGGGAAGAAGGAUCUAUAACAUCAACCCUAGGAAAAAUUAUAUGUCCCAGGAAGUGAUCCCUACUAUUUUCUCUCAGAACCCAAAAGGCAAAACCUCAAAGAACAAAGAGCUUUAUCAAUAUAUGAGGGUAUCGUUGAAGAUCAUUUUGGGAACCAUUCAUCACCGUCCUGCUUCCAUCUCUUAUGACUACAUCAACACAGACCAGAAAUGCAUCCUCUACUGCCUGCACAAAGAUAUUCCUAACCCACCUUCUCCAACUCUUGCAGAACUUCAAGCCAUAGCUGAAUCUAAAAAGACUCAGUAUGUACCAAAACCUUUUGAGCCCAUUCCACCUCCCUCUAAACCCACUUCUGAACUUUAUGAACCCACUUCUCAACCCUAUGAACCUGACCUCACCUUUCCUACCAUUGAUGAGGUUUUUGCCAAGUUCUCAGAGAACUCUGCUUCCAGGCUCAAUGACAAUCCUUCUGAAGUGCGUCUGGCGCAAGAAGCUGCUGAAAGGGCUAGGAGGGAAGCUAAAGAAAGAGCUGCUGCUAAGGAGGCAAUUGAGAAAUCUGCUGCAGAGGCUGAAGCUAAAGAAAAAGCUGACGCUGAAGCAACAUUGGUUGCUAAAGCUGCUAGAAAAUCCAGAGAAGAUGCUGAGAAGGCUAAUGAGGUUGCUCUGACUCGAGGUGAGUCAUCAACAUCUGAUCUAACUUCCUUUGUCCUCAAGACUCUGGAAGAGCUACAGAAAUAA